Molecule: messenger RNA, 1491 nt
Organism: Panicum hallii
Lineage: Eukaryota; Viridiplantae; Streptophyta; Magnoliopsida; Poales; Poaceae
Product: nicotianamine aminotransferase A-like
Exons: 7
Coding region: 44-1333 (429 amino acids)
Biological process (GO): amino acid metabolic process; biosynthetic process
Molecular function (GO): transaminase activity; pyridoxal phosphate binding
Source: RefSeq, a predicted model, not a curated record
UCUUUGAGAAAAAAAGGGGGGAGAGAGAGAGCCACAGGAAGACAUGGAAGGGAACGGCGCCGCCGCCGGCGGGACGCGGCGGCCGUGGAGCAUCUGCCGGCAGUCCGCGGGUGCGCCGCUAGCAGCCGCGGGGAGCAUGAGCAUCCGCGCGGUGCUCGACCGCGUCUUCUCUGCCGUCGACGCCUCCGGGCCGCGCCCCGUCCUGGCGAUCGGCAACGGCGACCCCACCGCCUCCGCCUGCUUCAGGCCUCCGCUCGAGGCCGAGGAGGCCGUGGUGGAGGCGCUCCGCUCCAGGAAGCACAACGGUUACUCCCCAUGUGUCGGCGUCCUGCCGGCACGCCGUGCUAUUGCAGAGUACCUAUCACGGGACCUUCCUUAUCAGCUUUCACGGGAUGAUAUUUACCUCACUUCUGGAUGCUGCCAAGCUAUUGACGUCAUGAUCUCCAUCCUCGCCCAGCCUGGAUCCAACAUCUUGCUUCCCAAACCUGGGUUUCCAUUAUAUGAGUCCCGGACCAUGUUCAGUAAUCUAGAGGACCGGCAUUUCAACCUUAUUCCUGACCGAGGCUGGGAGGCUGACUUGGAGUCCGUGGAGGCUCUUGCUGAUGAGAACACGGUUGCGAUGGUUAUUGUAAAUCCCAGUAACCCUUGUGGGAGCGUGUACUCACAUGAUCAUUUGGCCAAGAUUGCAGAGACAGCAAGGAAACUUGGAAUAAUAAUUAUAGCUGAUGAGGUAUAUGACCAUUUGGCUUUUGGGAAUAAGCCUUUUAUACCAAUGGGUAUCUUCGCAGAUAUAGUUCCAGUGAUCACUGUGGGAUCUAUAUCUAAAAGGUGGCUUGUGCCUGGUUGGCGACUUGGUUGGAUAGCAAUGUGCGACCUGAAUGGCAUCUUAAAGGAAGCCAAGGUUGACAAAUUGAUUGAAAGCUAUAUUAAUAUCACAAAUGAUCCUGCAACAUUUAUCCAGGGUGCAGUCCCUCAAAUAAUAGCCAACACCAAGGAAGAUUACUUUAUGAAAAUACUUAAUCUUUUGCGAAAUUCGGCAGAUUUAUGUUACGGUAAAAUAAAGGAGACUAGGGGCAUUACAUGCCCUCACAAACCAGAGGGAUCGAUGUUUGUCAUGGCAAAGUUGGAUCUCUCUUGCUUGGAUGGCAUCCAGGAUGAUUUGGACUUCUGCUGCAGGUUGGCAAAAGAGGAGUCUGUAAUAGUGUUACCAGGAAGUGCAUUAGGAAUGAAGGACUGGAUUCGUAUCACUUUUGCUAUGGAUAUGCCAACUCUUGAGAAUGCCCUUGAAAGGAUCAAGUCCUUUUGCCAGAGGCAUGCUAAACUGGAAGCAUAAGCACAGUGAUGAUUGAGCUAUUACUCCGUACAUUGUUGUGCUGAAUCACUUUUAUCAUGGCUGUUGCACCAUUCUGGUGAGCAACUAUAAGGUUGUGAAUAAAUGAUUGUCUUGUUUUCAAUAAAAUGAUGAAGAUUAUUUAAUUUUCCAUACAUUUA